UAUGAAUAAAUUAAUAUCUACUGUUGUGAAGAGUAUGCAAUCACAAGCUCCUUUAUAUGCUUAUCACUUUCCUAAUGGUUCUGUCUAUAACAAUGUACCAUAUCAUCUAUUCUUUAGCCAGCAGUAACUGCUAAGAGAAUCAUUAAGGUGGUUGGAGAAAGAUUAAGAAAAAUAGAUCCAGAAAGAGUAAAUCAAGAUUUAAUUAUCUUUAUAGUGGGAGUCGACACCAAUUACAUUUAACACUAAUUGGAAUGAUGCAGCAGGAUAUGUUGAUGUUGCUACUUGUAUUCACAUUCAUGAUGCUCUUGAAAAGGAGUUUGGUAUUGAGAUCAAGGAUAGAGCUUUCCUUGUUUCCAGUAUUGAAACUGCAUUUUACAUAGUAAACAUUCAUCACGAUAGUCAUUGAG
Paramecium pentaurelia is the source of this 407-nucleotide messenger RNA. The record is from the annotation of a GenBank genome assembly. Lineage: Eukaryota; Ciliophora; Oligohymenophorea; Peniculida; Parameciidae.